Molecule: messenger RNA, 2235 nt
Organism: Sclerotinia sclerotiorum 1980 UF-70
Lineage: Eukaryota; Fungi; Ascomycota; Leotiomycetes; Helotiales; Sclerotiniaceae
Exons: 1
Coding region: 1-2235 (744 amino acids)
Source: RefSeq, a predicted model, not a curated record
AUGGCCUAUCAAAAGAAAUUCUACGACAAAACCGCCAGUGAAGAAACAGAACAUGAAGAUGCACCUAUGGUAUCCCCAGUGGCCAUUCCCUUCGAUCUCUCCCUCUUCUACGAACCCAUGAAUAAUUCAACCUUAACCCCAGCCAUGCGCGAACAAAUAAAUCGUCAAGAAGCUGCUGGGAUACUCACCGGAGGACUAGGUGCUGGUUUUACACCCGAUACCACAAUAACCAGUACGGAUCUCAUGGCCGAAUCAUCACAAUCUUCUACCACGACUUCACGUCUCUCUCGACGACUUACACUUCGAAAUGCUAGAUUGAGUAGAGCACUUACACUCAAAGACCUAGCACAAAACGAAGCAAAUAGACGAGGCGAGGUAAUCGAAGUAAUAGUCCAAGAACCCAUUUCCGCACCCAUGGAUAUAAGUUCCUUCGCAGGCCAUACUAUAGGAACACCUCACCCAAAUUUCGAUUUCAAAAGUAUGGAUUCCCUACCCCUAAGUAUCAACAAAAAAGGCACCUUCAAAUCUACCAAUAUCGAAGUAUUCUACCCCCAAGCAGAUUGGAAACCUCUUUCAAUGCGAGCACCCUACCUCACAGCCCUCAUAAUAAUCUCCAUCGUCCUCGGAGCCGCCGAAGAAUACCUAUACCAAAAAUCACUCAAGAAACCUUUAUAUUCAUUUACAUCCCCCUCCUUGAUGAAAACAUGGGAUUAUUUUUGUUUCAAAUAUUUACCCACUCUCGUCGCCGUUACCUUUGGUGUAUUAUGGCAAAUCACCGAUUUUGAAGUUAAGCGAUUGGAAGCCUAUUAUCAACUUUCGCGAGAAGGAGGUGCGUUGGCCGCGGAAUCCAUAAAUGUGGAUUAUAUUACUUUUUUUAAUGUCUUGCGUCCUUUUCGAGCACUGCUUUUUAAACAUUAUGCAGUAGCUGUUUCGUCGAUAGCGACUCUAAUGGCUGUAUCAUUGGUACCAACUUUACAAUCCGCAAGCAUGAUUCUAAUACCUAGUCGCGCGGAACGAAAGGCCAAUCCAGGAGUAAUGAAGGGAAUAGUGAUUUCAGGGCCCUGGUCCCGAUUGUUAAGUUUGACACUCUGGCUCUGUGCCAUAUUCGGAUGUAUACUACUCUGGCAACUGGAGCGCAGACCCUCGGGCUUAGUCGCCGAUGUAAAAGGAGUAGCAGGCAUAGCCGCCAUGGCAAAUCGCAGUCACAUACUUAUGGAUUUCAAAGAUAUGGAUACGGCGACUCCGGAUAUGAUUCAUCAAAAAUUGAAAGCACAUCGUUAUACGCUUCGAAAUUCGUCGUUGGCACCGGAAGAUAGUAUCAUACUCACUCAAGCCGAUAAAGAUAAAUACGAUUCCCAUCAACAUCACGAUGAAAAUCCUCAUCCAUUAUUUCUUCGUCCCAUCGCCGGAAUCCCCUUUGUAAUCGGCAUGUUCCUCUUUACAAUUCUCAUCCCUAUCAUUCUCUUCACCCCCGCAAACAUCAUCACAGAUAAAGCACCCUGGCUCCUAACCCUCGGCGCCGUAUCCAUCAAACUCAGCUGGGGUAGUCUCGAAACCGCCAUCCGCAUGAUCGAACCAUUCUACAUCCUCUCUUUGCGCCAUGCCUCCCCCACCGCUCUAACCCUCGACUACACAGCCAUGGCCUUCGGCUGGCUCCCCAUCCGCGCCUUCCUCAAUGGCCACUACCUCGUCGCAACCGUAGGCUUAGGAUCUGUUCUUGCGGAAAUCCUCACCGUCUGCGUCACAUCCUUUAGCACCGUCACCGGAACCGAUUUCACAUCCGCUCUAUCCCGCUCCGGAACCUCCAAAUCCCACCAUCUCUCAAACUCAACCUCAACCAUCACCUCAGGAGAAGAAACCUACAUAUCCUUCUGGGCAUCUUUCUUCCUCGCCCUCUUCAUCCUCCUCUCUCUCACCAUCAUAUCAAUCAUCUCAUACACACGACGCCGUCAUGCAUUUCUCCCUCGUCAACCAUCCAGUAUCGCUAGUAUUCUCGCAUUUAUAUAUCAAUCAAAGAUGUUGUAUGAUUUUGUCGGAACGGAGAAAUUAAAUAAUAGGGAGAUGGAGGAGAGACUGGUGGGGAUUGGGAAGAGUUAUGGGUUAGGUUGGUUUAAGGGGAGGGAUGGGGAAAUGCAUUGUGGUGUUGAUGAGGAGGAGUUGAGUGGGGGGUAUUUGCAUGGGAGGGAUAAGAAGGCGGAGGGGUUGCCGUGGACUUCGAAUUGGCAGGAUUAUUAG